AGUCAGCUCGGAUAGGUGGAAAAGAAAGGGCGGGACUUGGGUGCAGCCAAUCACCUGUAGAGAACAGAAAAGGCGGAUAAAGGGGACCCAAAAGGAGGCUAGAGCAAUUGAGGCCUAGGGUGGGCUUGAAGCACACAGACAGCGGUGCCCAGAAAGCAGCACCUAACACCCCUGCCCCUACCUUCCAGGACACCCAAAGAAAAGUAGCCACCAUGCAUCUUCCUGAAAGCCUGCAGGACCUGGCGGACAGUGAAACUGUACGCUUUCUGAAGAGACCAAAGAGCAUCUCGAGGGUCUGCGGAGGGGUCUUUUCCCUGGUCAUCUUUUCCUCUCUACUAAUUGAUGGUUACCAGAACAGGGCAGAAUCUUCUGAGCUCCACUGUGUCUUCAACCGCAAUUACGUGGCCUGCGCCUUCGCAGUAAGAGCUGGCUUCCUGUCCUUCCUCAGCAGCUUGGUCUUCCUUGCCCUAGACUCCCAUGAGAACCGCAUCAUAGAAAGCGGCUCUAAGACAGCCUUCCGGCUCUUAGACUUCAUCCUGGCUGUCAUCUGGGCAGGUGUCUGGUUUGGGGCCUUCUGCUUCCUAGCCAACCAGUGGCAGCAUUCGAAUUCCAAGCAUUUCCUCACGGGGAACAGCAGCCCCAAGGCAGCCAUUGCCUUUGCUUUCUUCUCCGUCCCUGUCUGGAUAUUCCAGGCGUACCUGGCCUUCCAGGACCUCCGAAAUGAGGCUCCAUUCCCCUACAAGCGCUCCCAGGAUGAGGGUGCUGUGGUGCUGAACACCCUUUCUCCGUCAUCCACCAGUAGUCCUGCCAACCCUCCCACCACAGGCCCCAACAGUGUGAGUUACAGCAGCUCAGCCCUGUCUUCCUACCUGACUACUCCAAAGGCCCCCCGCCUGGCUAUGAUGCCAGACAGCUGAACAGCCUUACCUACAUCAGUAAAGAGCUCCUUCUCCUGAGGGGCUUCUGAAUAAUCCCGUCCUCUGUCUGUUCCUCUCAUCCCUUGAGUUGCAGGGGGAGAAGGGGGACCCCCUGAUAAAGGUUACAUUUCUGUACCAAUCACGCUGCUGACCACAGGUCGGAAGUGUUGACAGGCGGGAAGCCCUGCCAUGUCACCUGUACCCUGAGCCCACACUGGCCUUGAAGAGGAGGCACAAGGUGGCCUGCAGCUAAGGUUGAGGCUGAGAGAGAAAAAGACCUUCUUCCCCUCAGAGCA
Molecule: messenger RNA, 1213 nt
Organism: Microtus ochrogaster (prairie vole)
Lineage: Eukaryota; Metazoa; Chordata; Mammalia; Rodentia; Cricetidae
Gene: Syngr4
Product: synaptogyrin 4
Cellular component (GO): neuromuscular junction; synaptic vesicle membrane
Source: RefSeq, a predicted model, not a curated record